CACCGGCGCGUCGGCAUGGUCCAGGAGCUGCUGAGGAUGGUGCGCCAGGGCCGGCGGGAAGAGGCGGGGACGCUGCUGCAGCACCUGCGCCAGGACCUGGGCAUGGAGUCAACCUCACUGGAUGAUGUCCUGUAUCGCUAUGCCAGCUUCCGGAACCUGGUGGACCCCAUCACACACGACCUCAUCAUCAGCCUGGCACGCUACAUCCACUGCCCCAAGCCGGAAGGUGAUGCACUGGGCACCAUGGAGAAGCUAUGCCGGCAGUUGACCUACCACCUCAGCCCCCACUCCCAGUGGAGGCGCCACCGUGGACUGGUGAAGAGGAAGCCACAGGCCUGCCUCAAGGCUCUCCUGACUGGGAACCCUCCAGACAAUACAGUGGACCUGUCAGGCAUUCCACUGACUUCCCGGGACCUGGAACGGGUGACCAGCUACCUGCAGCGCUGUGGUGAGCAGGUGGACAGUGUGGAGCUGGGCUUCACGGGCCUCACAGAUGACAUGGUCCUGCAGCUACUGCCAGCCCUCAGCACCCUGCCUCGCCUCACCACACUAGCCCUCAAUGGAAACCGGCUGACCCGGGCCCUGCUGCGCGACCUCACUGACAUGCUGAAGGACCCCAGCAAGUUUCCCAAUGUCACUUGGAUUGACUUGGGCAACAAUGUGGACAUCUUCUCUUUGCCCCAGCCCUUCCUGCUCAGCCUGCGCAAGCGGUCUCCAAAACAGGGCCACCUACCAACCAUCCUGGAGCUGGGGGAGGGUCCUGCCAGUGGGGAGGAGGCCAGGGAAGGGACAGUGAGCCAGGACUCCGAAGGGCUACAUGUGGUACUUUCUGAAGAACAAGAGAGCAAGGGAACCGCAAUUGAAACGUGACAUUGAGAGCGCAUCACCAGGCCAUCCUUGUGUAGGGCUAAAGCAGUUUGGGGAUGAGAUUAUGGCUGCCAAGUCAGCCUGGGCAGCCUCCCACACAGAAAAAUAGCGCAAUGCACCAGGAAAGGGGAUCUGUGUUCAUGGCUUUAAUUCAUACCACUCAAGACAUAUGCCUCAGAGUACCUGCUUGGUGGCUUCUGAGAAAUCAUCCCUGGAUUGAGACUCCAGGGACCUCUCAGUGUAGCCCUUGCCUUGUGGAAAUGGCACCUACACCUAACACAGAACUUCACAACUCAUCUUUGGAAGGCAAACUCCAGGCAGAUGCUAAACACGUUCCCAAUCCUAAGAUCCUACUGAGGAAGGAGGGUAGUUGACAGCGAUCCCCAGUAG
Messenger RNA from Dipodomys ordii (Ord's kangaroo rat), 1257 nucleotides. It is a transcript of the gene Lrrc75a, whose product is annotated as leucine rich repeat containing 75A. The transcript has 4 exons. The record is from RefSeq and is a predicted model, not a curated record. The annotation marks the transcript as partial. NCBI's taxonomy places the organism in Eukaryota, Metazoa, Chordata, Mammalia, Rodentia, Heteromyidae.